AUGUCGACAACGCCAUGGAACAAGCCAAUCCUCGCUCGACAGCGCUCCUCUUCCAACUUCAUCGUAACCACAGUCUCGGUCGCCGUCUUCACUGACAUCUUCCUCUAUGCCGUCAUUAUUCCCGUCCUGCCAUUUGCCCUGACCGACCGAAUUGGCAUCCCAAAGGAUGACGUGCAGCACUGGGUUUCCGUAUCGCUCGCAGUCUUUGCCGCCGCCGUGCUUUGCUCGUCACCCACCUUUGGCUAUGUCGCCGACUGCACCCAGAGCCGCCGAAUCCCCAUGCUCCUUGGCCUCGUCCUGCUGCUCGGCACCUCCCUCCUUCUCUGCUUCAGCACCAACAUUGCCAUGCUGCUCAUUGGCAGAGUCCUCCAGGGCAUGUCUGCAGCCAUGGUAUGGAGUGUCGGGCUGGCACUCGUCGUCGACGCUGUUGACGGCCAGAAGCUCGGCGAGGCAAUGGGAUGGGUCGGCUCGGCCACUAGUUUCGGAACCCUGGUUGCGCCGUUGCUGGGCGGUCUCGUCUACUCAGGCGCGGGAUACUAUUCCGUGUUCGCAAUGUGCUUUGCCCUAAUUGCCCUCGACGUCGUGUUACGGCUGUGCAUCAUUGAGCCCAAAGACGCAAAGCGUUGGCUCAAGGCCCAGGAACCAGAACGAGAGCCCCUCAUUGCUGAAGCAGACGGCAUCGGCACGCGCGAAAGACGGGAUCAGCCAAAUACAGGGUCAUCUGCCGAGACCAAUGCGACCGAACGGCCUACAAGCCCGUCACUAAAGAAGCUGGCGCAUCUGUUGAGCAAGCCCCGCCUCCUCGCUGCUCUUUUCGGCACAGUCAUCGAGUCUGGCGUCCAAACGUGCUUUGACAGCACGCUACCCUUGUUUGUCUCGUCCACGUUUGGCUGGGAGGCCACCGGCGCCGGACUGGUAUUCCUAGCCCUCAUUCUGCCGACGUUCCUUGGUCCCUUUGCGGGAGCCUUGAGCGAUCGAUACGGUCCGAAAUGGCCGGCCACGAUUGGGUUACUGGCGGCGGCACCGCUUUUGGUGUGCCUGCGGUUUGUGACCGAGAAUACCAUCGGCCACCAAGUCCUGCUAUGUGCGCUGUUGGCGGGCAUUGGACUAUCUUUGACUUUUGUCUUUGGCCCUCUCAUGGCAGAGAUUACCUGGGCUAUCCAGGAAGGCAGUGACGACCCCACCGUGGAGCCCUACGCACUGGUCUAUGGCCUGCACACCAUGUCUUUUUCCGUUGGCGGGAUACUGGGUCCCGUGCUGGGCGGUCUGAUCCGUGACAGGCUCGGAUGGCCGACCAUGGGGUUGGUGUUUGGCGUGGCCAACGUUGUGGCGUCCGUCGUGCAGAUUAUUUGGACUGGGGGCCCUUUGAGGUUAAGUGCAGGCCAAUCAGCGUAG
Hirsutella rhossiliensis is the source of this 1395-nucleotide messenger RNA. Its product is annotated as major facilitator superfamily domain-containing protein. Lineage: Eukaryota; Fungi; Ascomycota; Sordariomycetes; Hypocreales; Ophiocordycipitaceae. The transcript is spliced from 3 exons. Gene Ontology annotation, biological process: transmembrane transport. Gene Ontology annotation, molecular function: transmembrane transporter activity. The record is from RefSeq and is a predicted model, not a curated record. Bases 1 to 1395 code for a protein of 464 amino acids.